Molecule: messenger RNA, 2395 nt
Organism: Rhineura floridana
Lineage: Eukaryota; Metazoa; Chordata; Lepidosauria; Squamata; Rhineuridae
Gene: NTN5
Product: netrin 5
Exons: 10
Coding region: 470-2203 (577 amino acids)
Molecular function (GO): protein binding
Source: RefSeq, a predicted model, not a curated record
UAUUCCUUUGCUCUGCUUUUCAUCUUCAGUUGUGAUCUCUAGCCAGCCAGCAAUAAAGAAGCAUGUUUGUUUGCCUGCAGUAAAAACAUAUGCAUUUUGGUACACAUUACUUGGCAGGAGAACUGCAGUGCAAAAUUCAGGGAAGUGUGAAUUUCAAAGAAUGGCUGUGUUUCAGUGCACAUAUUGUUUCAGAAAGUCCAAAUAAGGGAUGGGUGGCCCUCCAGAUGUUGGACUACAACUCCUGGCAUCUCUGACCAUUGGCCAUGCUGGCUGGAGCUGAUGAGAGUUGGAAUCCAUCUUUGUUAUGGAAGACUGAGUUCUGUCACUCAGAGUCGCAACUUAAAAUGCAACGUGAUAAAGUCGAGCCAAUAAAAUCAAACAUAGAGCAGAACCAACUCAAACAGAUCUUGUAACGGUGAUGUAUAGUUAGCUUUUGACUCCUAGCUCAUUCCUUCCUGCCCCCCCAGAGAUGCUUCACUUCCCAUGGGGCUUUGCAGUUUUCCUCCCGUUUCUUCUGGGCCUGGCUUCCGAUCCUCACGAUCCGUGCUACGAUGGCAAUCGACAUCCACACUACUGCCUCCCUGAGCUCUCCGAACUGGCCUCAGGGCGCCUGGUGGAGGCAUCCAGCACGUGUGGCAAUCCUCCGGGGCGACUCUGUGCUUUCCGGGAUUCGACCGACCCAGCUUCAAAAUUCUGCCAACGCUGCAAGGAAAAUGUCCACUUGCCAGAGUAUCUCACUGAUGCCGAGGGUAGCGCCACUUGUUGGUGGUCCCAGCCUGCAGCCAAUGCCACACUUACUUUGGCUCUAGGACGCCGAGUGGAAGUUCUGUAUGUGGCUCUCCGAUUCUGCUCCCCACGGCCAGAAUCCCUGGCUAUUUACAAGUCUAUGGAUUACGGCCGCAGUUGGGUGCCCUUUCAGUUCUUUUCUACCCACUGCCGGCGGCGUUACCAUUUGCCACCAACCACCAUCAUCACGAAGGCCAUGGAACAUGAGGCAGCUUGUCUUGAAGCCCAAACUGCCCCCAAGCCUCUAGCCGGGGGACUGGUAGCUUUCAUGCCUCUAGCAGGCCGCCCCUCGGCCAGGAUGUUUGAGUACAGUCCUGUGCUCCAAGACUGGGUGACAGCUACUGACCUCCGCGUGUCGUUUGACCAUAUGCACCCGACACAGACGCUGGGGUUGCGAAGGAAGGAGGCAUCGUACGGAGUGGCUGAGCUGCAGGUUGGGGGCAGGUGCAAAUGCAAUGGACAUGCAUCACGCUGCACGGCAGGGAAAGAUGGAGGGGCGCCCCAAUGUGACUGUCGCCACAACACAGCUGGGCCUGAAUGCGACACCUGCAAAGCUUUCUACUGGGACAGGCCCUGGCAACGGGCAACACCCAAAGAUGUGCAUGAGUGUGUGGCUUGUGACUGCAAUCUUCAUUCCCACCGCUGCCGGUUCAGCAUGGAACUCUUUGAACUCUCAGGGCGCCGAAGUGGGGGGAUCUGCUUGAACUGUCGCCACCAUACAGCAGGGCGCCACUGUCAGUACUGCCUGCCGGGCUUCAAACGCGACCUCAACCGGCCCAUGAUCAGCAGCAAGGCCUGUAAAGAUUGCCAGUGUCAUCCCAUUGGAGCGGUUGGUGCCAUUUGCAACCAGACAACAGGGCAGUGCCAGUGCAAGAACGGAGUCACCGGCCUCACCUGCAACCGCUGUGCUCAGGGUUUCCAGCAAAGCCGCAGCGCCCAUGCCCCGUGCAUCUGGAUCCAGGAAGUGAUGACAACGACAGCUGCUCCCCCACAGGAAUGGAAUGCAGGUACUGAGUGCCAGACCCACUGUAAGCCACCACGAGGACGUGUCCACAUGAACCUGAGGAACUACUGCAAGAAGGAUUAUGUUCUCCGUGCACAGCUGUUGGCUGUGGAGAAGUCUGGUACGUGGUGGCAGUUUACUGCCUCUGUCCUCACCGUCUACCACCAGCGUCGAGUGCCCAUUCGGCGAGGCGAACAGCCACUCUGGGUACCUGAGCAGGAUUUGGUGUGCCAGUGCCUCCACCUCCAAGUUGGCAAAUCUUACCUGGUUAUCGGCAACGAUGAAGAGUCGCCCGACCCUGCCCGGUUAAUCCUUGACAAAAACAGCCUGGCCCUGCUCUGGAGGGACGCAUGGGCACAUAAACUGCGCAGUUUCCAGCAGCAAAGCAGACGUGGAAAAUGUAGGGUCAGCUGAGCCAGCACAGCAGGGGCAGUGGGCUGAAGGAAACAGAGUGAGGGAAUGAGCCAAAUGUGUAAUCUGUACAUGUUGAGAUAAUCCCCAAUCUACAGGCCCAAACUGCUGUUUCAGAGCAUAAGGGAAACUCUUAUUGUGUGUAAAACAACAGUCUCAAAAUAGAAUGACGACCAUUUGGAUUUUUAAAUGUUA